Molecule: messenger RNA, 954 nt
Organism: Brugia pahangi
Lineage: Eukaryota; Metazoa; Nematoda; Chromadorea; Rhabditida; Onchocercidae
Source: the annotation of a GenBank genome assembly
AUGGAAGCUUCAGUAUCACCAUCAGCUGGCACUGGGCUGCCUGGUCUUGGUCUAUCGAUGACACCCUUCUCUAUACCUGAAUCUUCAGUGUCGAUGAAGUCAACUGUAUCUGCAAAUGAAACAGGCAUUGAAGGAAGAAUUCAAGAAGAGGAAGAAGAACAGGAAUACAAAAAAUUGGGCGAAAAAGGAGAAACGACAUAUAUGGAAGCUUCAGUAUCACCAUCAACUGGCACUGGGCUGCCUGGUCUUGGUCUAUCGAUGACACCUUUCUCUAUACCUGAAUCUUCAGUGUCGAUGAAGUCAACUGUAUCUGCAAAUGAAACAGGAAUUGAGGAAAGAAUUCAAGAAGAGGAAGAAGAAAUGAAAAGACUGGGAGAAAAGGGAGAAACGACAUAUAUGGAAGCUUCAGUAUCACCAUCAGCUGGCACUGGGCUGCCUGGUCUUGGUCUAUCGAUGACACCCUUCUCUAUACCUGAAUCUUCAGUGUCGAUGAAGUCAACUGUAUCUGCAAAUGAAACAGGCGUUGAAGGAAGGAUUCAAGAAGAGGAAGAAGAAAAUACAAAAAAUGGGCGAAAAGGAGAAACGACAUAUAUGGAAGCUUCAGUAUCACCAUCAGCUGGCACUGGGCUGCCUGGUCUUGGUCUAUCGAUGACACCCUUCUCUAUACCUGAAUCUUCAGUGUCGAUGAAGUCAACUGUAUCUGCAAAUGAAACAGGCAUUGAAGGAAGGAUUCAAGAAGAGGAAGAAGAAAUGAAAAGACUGGGAGAAAAGGGAGAAACGACAUAUAUGGAAGCUUCAGUAUCACCAUCAGCUGGCACUGGGCUGCCUGGUCUUGGUCUAUCGAUGACACCCUUCUCUAUACCUGAAUCUUCAGUGUGGAUGACGUCAACUGUACCUGCAAAUGAAACAGGCGUUGAAGGAAGGAUUCAAGAAGAGAAGAAGAGGAUAAAUUGA